AUGGAGGCGACGGUGGUGACGAGCCACCACAUCCGUUCGGUGGGGGGUUUUGGUGAUCACCAAAACGAUGUGGUGCCUCCGAAACGAAGAGGCGUGGCGGUAAAUAAAAAAAUGCACAAACUCUAUAAAGCUAACGGUGAACGGCCUCUUAAGAUAGUAUUUGACGUAAAUACUAACAUGCCGAUUGGGGAGGUGUACGAAUGUUUUAUUCGGGAGGUUGGGAGCUAUAUGUGGCGGGACAUCGGUUUUGAUAAAGACACAUGGACAGAGGUUUCUAAAGCCGAAAGGGUUGGAAUGUUGCAGUAUCUUUCGAGAUGGUUUGAUUUUGACGCGAUUACAAAUCAUCCCAUGGCUUCAACUUAUUGGGUAUCACUGAACAAUCGGAUAUGUGCGCGGUAUAGAGACCGCAAAAAUAUUGCAAAAAACCGUUUUGAUGAUUUUGCAGGGAAUGUGGAGGCAGCAAGGGCUUAA
This is a messenger RNA of Lactuca saligna, 471 nucleotides long. The record is from the annotation of a GenBank genome assembly. Lineage: Eukaryota; Viridiplantae; Streptophyta; Magnoliopsida; Asterales; Asteraceae.